Molecule: messenger RNA, 183 nt
Organism: Pyrenophora tritici-repentis Pt-1C-BFP
Lineage: Eukaryota; Fungi; Ascomycota; Dothideomycetes; Pleosporales; Pleosporaceae
Source: RefSeq, a predicted model, not a curated record
AUGUAUGGAUGCUCUGCGGCAGCCGUGAUGAUGUGCAACUUGGCAAGCUUCUCGAAUUUGUUUCAGAUGGUUGGAAUUCCUGAAUUGGGCGUGGGUGAGGUGGGGCGCGUAGGGCGCAAGGAUAAGACGGUCGAGAGUCUUGGUCGGGCGGCGAUUGGAAAUGCAGCAUGGUCGGGUUGGUGA